This is a messenger RNA of Oncorhynchus kisutch (coho salmon), 4723 nucleotides long. RefSeq names its product Ras association domain family member 4a (gene rassf4a). The transcript has 11 exons. NCBI's taxonomy places the organism in Eukaryota, Metazoa, Chordata, Actinopteri, Salmoniformes, Salmonidae. Bases 1332 to 2258 code for a protein of 308 amino acids. The record is from RefSeq and is a predicted model, not a curated record. Gene Ontology annotation, biological process: signal transduction.
UUGGCGUUCAUAGUGGAGGUGGACACUUCCAAGGCUGGGAUAGGAGCUGUGCUCUCUGUGCUCGGCUACGCCACCGAAACUCCUCGCCAGGCAAGGUGGGCCAUGUUUUUCACCCAUUUUGUGUUUACCCUCUCUUACAGAGCAGGCUCCCAGAACGUUAAGGCAGACGCACUGUCUCGGCUGUAUGACAUAGAGGAGUGGUCCAUGGAUACCACUCCAAUACUCCCAGCCUCUUGUUUGGUGGCGCCGGUAGUCUGGGAGCUGGACGCGGACAUUGAGCGGGUAUCACGUACAGAGCCCGUUCCCCCUCAGUGUCCAGCUGGGUGUCUGUACGUUUCGUCUGCUGUCCGCGAUCGGCUGAUCUAUUGGGCCCACACGUCACCCUCCUCUGGUCAUCCUGGGAUCGGUCGGACGGUGCGCUGCCUUAAUGGGAGGUACUGGUGACCCACUUUAGCUAAGGAAGUGAGGGUUUAUGCUUCCUCCUGCUCAGUGUGCGCCCAGUGCAUGGCUCCUAGAUACCUGCCCGGAGGUAAGUUACAACCCUUAACCGCUCAACAACGGCUGUGGUCGAAUUUUAGGUGUAUAGGUGUAGGUGAAUAUUAUAACCGAUCUCCUACCUUCACAGGGUAACACCACGAUCCUGGUCAUUGUGAUUGAUUGUUUUUCUAAGUCCUGUCGUCUCCUCCCUUUGCCCGGUCUCCCUACAGCCCUACAAACUACGGAGCCCCUGUUUACACACGUCUUCCGGCACUACAGGGUGCCUGAGGAUAUAGUGUCUGAUUGGGGUGACGACAAGCUACAAUUCACGUCAAGGGUUUGGAAGGCAUUCAUGGAACGUCUGGGGGCCUCGGUCAGCCUUACCUCAGGUUUUCACCCCGAGAGUAACUGGCAGGUAGAGAGAGUUAACCAGGAUGUGGGUAGGUUUCUGAGGUCUUAUUGCCAGGACCAGCCGCGGGAGUGGGCCCUGGGCAGAGAUGGCACAGAACUCACUACGCCACUCCUCCACUAACCUUUCUCCAUUUCAGUGUGUAUCGGGGUAUCAGCCGGUUCUGGCUCCUUGGCAUCAGAGUCAGACAGAGGCUCCUGCGGUGGACGACUGGUUCCGGCGUGCAGAGGAAACAUGGGACGCCGCCCACGUCCACCUUCAGCGCGUCGUACUGCGCCAGAAAGUUGGCGCAGACCAUCACCGUAGUGAGGCCCCGGUGUUCGCACUGGGGGAUAGGGUCUGGCUCUCAACCCGAAACCUGCCCCUCCGCCUGCCCUUCCGGAAGCUGGGUCCACGGUUUGUGGGUCCUGAGGAGAGUGAACGAGCUGUAUGAGUGUAUCUCAGAAUGGCUGACUAUGUGAAGCUGGAUGAGGAGAAGUUUAUCCCAAAGUCAGACAUCUUGUCUCUGCUCAGGACCUACAACUGUUACCAUGAGGGGAAGAGCUUCCAACUCCGACACAGAGAGGAGGAGCAAGCGCUGGUCGUCGAGGGGUUGUUGAAUAUCUACUGGGGUCUGCGGCGACCAAUCAGACUGCAGAUGCACGACGACAACGAGAGACUCCACUACGGAGGGGUCAACAGGAAUGAGAGAUCCCAGGUUCUUCCAAAGCAGACAGAAUCUAACAACAACAUACUCGACAGAACUACUGACCCUGCCUUGACCAGUAGUCUGGAGGAGGACGAUGAGGAGGUCCCCCAGCUGCUGCGAACCAGGAGUGAUGCCUCCUUCAUGGGGGUCACCAGAAGGUCAAAGACACACGCACACUCCGACCUGCAGCACUUACGCUCACACAGAUUCUCCAUCAAUGGACACUUCUAUAACCACAAGACAUCAGUAUUUACUCCAGCGUUCGGGUCGGUCACUAACGUCCGAGUCAACAGCUCCAUGACAACACUACAGGUCCUCAACCUGCUGCUACAAAAGUUCAGAGUGGAGAAUAAAUCAGAUGAGUUUGUUCUCUACAUGGUCCACGAGUCUGGUGAAAGAACCCCAUUGAAGGACAGUGCGUAUCCUCUGGUGUACCGUGUGCUUCAUGGACCCUGUGAGAAGAUCUCCAAAAUCUUUAUUAUGGAGACGGAUCUUGGGGAGGAGGUCACACAUGACGUGGCUCAGUACAUUAAUUUUGAGAUGCCAGUCCUGGAUAGCUUUGUAGAGAAACUGAAAGAGGAAGAGGAGAGAGAGAUUUCUAAACUGACCAGAAAGUACAGCGCACUGAAGUCCAUGAUUCUACAGCAGCUGGAGGGCAUCACUGACACUACUGACCGAGUCUGAGUCUGAGUCUGAGUGUGUGUGUGUGUGUGUGUGUGUGUGCGUGCGUGCGUGUGUGCGUGUUCACCGGACCAUUACACUGUUACAGUGAGAGGAAGUCAAGCGGAUUGUUUGAGCACUGAGACCUUUCUUCAUGUACAACUACAGUUGAACCAUAGCAUGUAUAGCUUUUUCUAGUAAUGAAAACUACAGACAUGUUGAAAGCUUUCUACCGUAGUGAAUGUAAUGUAAACAGCAAUAAGAAUGCAAUACUGCCACAUCUUGCAUCAAUGUUUGUCACUUCGCAAAUGAACUGUAUUCAUAGAAUUUGUAACUUUUUUGCUACUGUAUUGUCUAUGAUUGAAUACUUUCCAUUGAUCUUGUUGUUUACUAUCGUUGGUAAAAUACUGAUUCCUGUGUGUCUUAGAGGUCAAGGUCUUCUAAAACUGAGCUUUCCUCGAAAGGCAACAUUUCCGUCAAGGCCAAUUUCUAAUUUAGCAACUGUAACAGAUUAUGAGAGAGCUACAGGGCGUGCAGGCUUUUUUUCCCCUAUGCUACAGGUUUCUGCAGGGUUAGCAGACCUGUUAGGCCCAUACUGUAUUUUACCACACAGAUACAACACACACACACACCUCAUUGUUCUCCCACAGAAAGGGGUAAAGUUGUUUCCAGGGUGACUGAAGCAGAGUUAGUAUUGUUCUGAGAGUGAGUGACCCUCUCCACCUGUGUGUGUGUGUGUGUGUGUGUGAGAGAGAGAGAGAGAGAGAGAGAGGUGUCACGCCAGUCCUUUAUUCUGUUACAGUAGUUGAAUCAGAACAGACUGUUUACAGGAUGUAUGUCUCUCUCAUCAGAGAGGUUAGAGGUUUUGUUCCAUUCUGUUCUAAUAAAUACUGUAACUCUAAUAGGACUUGGACUCCUGCCAACCUGUGUGUGUGUGUGUGUGUGUGUGUGUGUGUGUGUGUGUGUGUGUGUGUGUGUGUGUGUGUGUGUGUGCGUGUGUGUGUGUGUGUGUUAGAGAGAAAGUAUUGGCUAGCCCAUCAGGGUUAUACAGCAGGGGUGUGGGGAUAACAAAUAUUACCACAAACACAAAGCAUUCCACUGUAUGUAAAAAAAGAGUUUUAGUUUUAGUUUGCAAUUAUAUACAGUUGAAAAAAAAUGACAGUUUGGAUUCCCUUUUCAAUGGUUCAUCACACAAUGGAGACACGUGUGAAAGACAGAAAAUAAAAAAGUGUUGUCAUAUUUAGCAGCGGCAGCUUGAGGAAGCUGCAGGGUUAACUCCAGUGUAGAUAACCAGCACCUUUGUUCAACCAUCCUUAUCUUGAGAGAUCACAGUAUUAUUACGCUCCAUAUUGUUAUUAUGCAAUUUUUCUGCAUUUAGUAUUAAACAGUAGUGUGGUCUGGUGCCAAAUUAACGUUGUAUUUGAAGAAUAUAAUAGAAUAUAGUGAAUAGAAGUAUCCACAUACAGUCACCAUAUUCAGUGUUUUGGGGAAAGUAGAGUAGUCAGAAAUCAACCAGACACAUUGAAUUAUUGAUGACUGCGCGAUAGGUCUGACAUAUUGGAAUUAUCCUGACCCCAUUGACAGUCUGAGAGAGGAAUAAAUCUGUCCACAAGGUUUUACUAGGCCCUAAAUCGGACCUUCGCCCCUCUCCUAGCUACCAUCAAAGAUAUUUAUAACUAACCUUAAUUGCUCCUUGUUCUAUCUGAAAAAUUUACAACUGAAACACACGACCAGGAACAAACACGUUCCUCUACUACAGAGCCGAAGGUCACAAUAAUUAAUCAAUCCCGCACAACAAACAGGCAGGCCGGCUGUCUAAUAAAGCCCAAAGAAUCAUUUACAAACAGGUGCUACCAAUAAACAUGCAAGGAGGGGGAGGAAAGACAAUCAGUGGCAGCUAAUAGGCCGGUGACGACGACCGGGAAGGGAAGCCACCCUCGGUCUGACUCGUGACAGAUAGCCUCAAUGGCGCUUCCCAUUCUGUCACAGGUUCUAUAAUGGCACAGCUACAAAGAUGAGACCUCUAUCUAUCUCUAUGACAUAGUCAAAAAAUCCUAUAGGAUUAUGAUUUUAAAAAUCCUAUCAGAUUUUAAAACCUUUCCUAUAGGAUUUGAUCCUAUCCUAUAGGAUAGAACCUACCCUAUACAAUUGUAUCUAGAAUAGGACUGGUUCCGAAAUCUGAUAGGAUUUUCUUUUGGAUACUAAUAAGAUGUUUUAAUUGGAAUCCCAUUGGAUUUUUGGACUAGGGUAAAAAAAAAAAAAAAGUAUGGAGAUUGGAGUUGUUUUGACUGGGCAGAUGUAAGUACAGAUCAGGAGACCGAUAUAGAGAGGGGUACAGAAAGUGGUUAACGGCACACACGGGUGGUACAGGGUUACAUUUUCCUCACCUUGUCCCAACAUAAAGAGGGUAAAGGGAACAUUCCAUUUUUUUGUAGGCAUAGCUGACUAUUAUACACUGCUCAAGACAAAUAAAGGGAACACUUAAACAA